Messenger RNA from Physcomitrium patens, 3371 nucleotides. Its product is annotated as histone-lysine N-methyltransferase ATXR6. Gene Ontology annotation, molecular function: protein binding. NCBI's taxonomy places the organism in Eukaryota, Viridiplantae, Streptophyta, Bryopsida, Funariales, Funariaceae. The record is from RefSeq and is a predicted model, not a curated record.
CGCGAUACUAUGUUGUUUACAUUGCUGACCCACGUCUUCUUGUCUUGGGAGCCUGAGUUUUAGGCCAAUAUUGCAGUGCCUGAAGGUAACCGAGAGUGUGUUGUGGAGACCACAUCGCUCGGCGUCAAUCAGUCCUCCUCCCUCUCCUUGCACACCUUCGCGUCGCGCAUCUUUUGGGUUGCUGCCUUUUGAUCUCGUGUCAUUCAGCUCCUCGUUUUGCUUCAUGCCCCUUUUUAUUUUAUUUAUCUUUACAUAUAUAUUUUUAUGCAUAUUCCUUGCCCACCCUGUGGUGUCGUGUUCACAUGCUAUUGCGCACUCGUGUUGGAAAGUUUCCCGUUCAAGUUUUUAACCUGUUGUGAAUUCCGGUGACAGUCGGAGAAGUGCCUACUUGGUCUUCCGGUGGCAUUUGAUUCUUUGGCUGUCUAUCAAUUUAGGUUGGGUGUGUGGUUCGUGUGUAUUCUGAGGAGGUUGGAUUUGUGUUGUUUGAAGGUUUCAUGGUGCCCCCAGUAGGGGUGCGUUGGGGUGGUGUUUGCACUGUUCAUCAUGGAGGACUGAUUGAUAUUGAAAUUUCUUAGUUGGUUGCUUGUCCAAAGAUCAACAUCUGCAGUGACUGUUACGGGUAUUUUGGAAGCGUGCGAGGGUUGCCUAAUAUGUUGCUUGGUUUGGUUGGAGUUGUGUAUUUCAUUUGAGGGAGAGGGGAGAUGUAUUUGAGCUUUCUUGCCAUAGCAGUGAACCGCACAUCAUAGCCGUUGUGAUUCUUGUGUUGUGGUGGCCAUAUGCCACUACUUCGACAUUGUCACCACGCAGGUACUGAGGUUAUUAAGUGUAACCCUCGGAGCCUUUCACUGAAGCCCCUUUUUCCCCGUUAGUACCUAUCUCCACUUCUUGAUGUCCGCUCCGUUCAUUCCCUUUAUUCCCUUGUCAAUGUCCAAAAUCUCCAACCUUUUGUUUAUCCUAGCUGCUCUCGGCUUUCCCAUGGCGAUUUCCCUGUAUCGAUCUCUGUUAUCCGGAUGUUGAUGUCAAGAAUUGGUUAUUGCACUCGCGUAGUCUUCAUCAACCUUAACCAGAAAGUCUGCGAACAAAUGUCGCGCCACUGCUGUCGCUGACGACAUAACAUGCUGUAGGCUGGGCUGUCAUAUGCUUCUCUCUCUGAAGCUGCAUUAGGCUUUUACGGCCAUGCGUAGACUUUGUCCAAUAUGAGUUAUUCGAUGUCGGUGCACAAUCCCAGUAACCGGCAAUAGUGAUCAUUGUGAUCUCCAGCAAUGAUUUACGGAUAAUUAGUUUGGAGGAUUGACGACCUGUACUUCGAUAUACACCAAUGGAGGACGAGGAAUGCGGUAGGGGGAAGAGGGUGAAGAGAGUGAUCGUAUGCCGAAAUGGAUGGCACAAUUGCUGUCUACCUGCUUUUGAGAAGAUUGGUCCCUGCGGAACCAUAUCAAGAACGAGUUUCAGUCCCUGCAGGGGAGACUCAUGCAAGGUGGUGUCUAUUGAUUCUCUCUUAUAUGCUCCCAAAGCCUCCCUGAAGGCUCCAAACGGCGUGCCCAAGGUCAAGGAGUCUAAACCAAGCAGGCAGUUGGUUACUGGUCAAGAGAAAGUGAAGGGUAGGGAGAACGUGAGACUUACAAAGAAAGUGACCUCUAAACUCGGGAGGCUGAAGAAGGAUAAAUACGACAAUACACUGUGUGAGGAGUGUGCCCGCGGUGAUGGAGAACAGGAAAUGCUGCUGUGUGACCGUUGUGACAGAGGAUACCACAUGUAUUGUCUGAGUCCUAUUCUUCCCACUGUUCCGCUUGAUGAUUGGUUCUGCCCAAAGUGUUCACAAUCUUCGCAUGUGCAGGAAUUUCCUAAGGUGCAGAAGAAGAUUGUGGAUUUCUUCCGGAUUCAGAAACCAUCCCCUUUCACUGCAGAAUUGAAGUGUGUAGAGACAAGGAAGAGGCGCAGACCUAGUGGAGGAAGUUUGUGUCUGCAAAAGAAAAGCCGGCGACUACUACCGUAUGUUCCAUGUGCUGAACCGCAGCGUAGAUUAGAGCAGAUGGCUUCUUUGGCCACGGCUCUCACCAGCAUAGGCGUUGAAUUCACUGAUUCAUUGAGUUAUGGUUUGGCUCCUCGAUCUGCCAACCGCGCUGAAAACGAGAAGGGUGGUAUGCAGGUUAUGUCCAAAGAAGAUAAGGCUACCCUAGAUUUAUGUAAGAAAAUGUGCAGCCAUGGUGAAUGGCCACCCUUGAUGGUCACACAUGAUUCUCGGCAAGGAUUUGUAGUUGAGGCUGAUGGAAAUAUAAAAGAUUUGACUAUUAUAGCGGAGUACACUGGAGAGGUUGACUACAUGCGCUGUCGUGAACAUGAUUCUGGUAAUAGCAUAAUGGGUCUUCUCUUCAGCGACGAUCCUGCCAAGGAGCUUGUGAUCUGCCCAGAUAGGUGUGGAAACAUAGCUCGAUUUGUCUCCGGAAUCAAUAACCAUUCACCGGAGGGAAGGAAGAAACAGAACGUUCGAUGCGUCCGCUACAACAUUGACGGGGAGGCUCGAGCGAUUCUUGUCGCCAUUCGGGACAUCCCGAAAGGUGAACGAUUGUACUAUGAUUAUAAUGCCUACCAGACCGAAUAUCCUACCAAACAUUUCGUUUAGAUGUUGGAUUCCAGCAUUGAGUGCUUGUGAUCACACUAAGCACAGCGGCACCGUUCCUAGCCUUACAAACUUUUGUUAUAGAGGUCAUUUCGCUAGACACAUCACCUCAUCCAGAAGGAAAAUCGCCCCACUAAUCUUAUUGCUCCCAUUCGUUAGCUCUUUUAACUGCACCAUACCUGGAUGAUGGUGAUUCUUGCUCGUAGGAUAUGACAGGCUUGCCACGAGCUAGUAGUUUAAUUGCAGGGUUACUGUGUGAUAACCUGUCAUCCUUGGUCAAAACUCGCUGGACUUCAAAUACUGCACUGUUAAGCGUGCAGUUCCUCCAUCUGUAGGUAGGGAGCAAAUUGCAUUUUUUUGUAUCGGCAGUUGUAAAGACUGAAGUGAGAUCUCGUGGUUCUUGUUGUCACUACAUUCAGCAGUUGGCUACCGUUGUACAAAGACCCAGGGUUCUGGGAUUCAUCAUUUCCCUCACAUAUUUGACUUCCAGUGUCCGCUGUUCACCUCUCUCUAUGUGCGCGGGCUGGUAUCACAGCAGUUUUAGCACCCGUCGCAUCUCUUGCGCAUUCAAUGGUCUCUAGAUUUGGGUUGAGCGACCCCAUCAAAACUUUGGAAGCAACUUGUGAGGCACUUCCUUCAGUGAGGCCAGGCGUAUCUGACAUGAAGCAGUUGCUUAGGUCCAGGUAGUUCGUAUACCAGCUAAUUCUGGACCAUACUUCAGAAAACUUGGAGAAUAUAUUAUUGAUUUCAA